AACAACAACAGCAGCAACAGCAAACAGAAUUUAUUUCGAGGAGAGCGUGUUGUAGAGAGAGAAAGACAAAGUGAAAGAUCUGAAAAAGCAAAGCAAAUGGGGCGAGUGAGAUGAGAGAGAUAAACUGAAAAGCAGCUCUACUGUCUCUCUUGUUUUUAUUUUAUCACACCAACCAAUCCAUAAUUCAACAUCAUUAUUCUUUUCUUUUUCCGUUUCAUCUUGCCUUACGCGAAUUUUCCUUGAUCGAAAUCAGAUCCUGUUUUAGCGAACUUUGAGUUUUUUUACACUGCGUUGGUGCCUCUGUUUGUGUUCUUCUGUUGUCUUUAGCGAAAUAUGUUGGUGCAGUUGUUGAUCGAACAGAUUAUGGUGAAGAAUGCUUUUUGAUGAAUUUCUCUGUUGAAGGAGGGCCACUGUUUUCCUUGAAUUAUUGAAGAGUUUAAUUUCUGUAAGGUUGAGAGAUUCAAGAGAAACUACACUCAAUUCUGACUAUUAACUCUUGAAUUGAGUGCUCGCAAAAGUUCUGUGUUGUUUUUCCACACCGAAUCUAUUUUUACCUAGGCCUCGGUGUUAAUUUGGCAAAUAUAUUGCUGAUUCGUUGAAAAGUCUGCUAAAAGUCAGCAUCAAAUUGAAGGAUGGCCAAGUUGUCGCAUUCAGAUUCCAGACGGAUGUAUUCCUGGUGGUGGGAUAGUCAUAUUAGCCCCAAAAAUUCAAAAUGGCUCCAGGAAAAUCUCACAGAUAUGGAUGUCAAAGUUAAAUCAAUGAUAAAGCUCCUUGAAGUGGAUGAGGACUCCUUUGCGAGAAGGGCGGAGAUGUACUACAAGAAAAGACCAGAGCUUAUGAAAAUGGUUGAGGAGUUUUAUAGAGCAUAUCGUGCAUUGGCUGAAAGAUAUGAUCAUGCGACUGGUGUGAUUCGACAUGCCCAUCGAACUAUGACAGAAGCUCAAGUUCCUAUGAUGUUUGCUGAUGAUUCACCUGCUAGUUCUGUUUCUGGAGCUGAUCCUAGAACACCAGACUUGAUUGGAGACUUCACUGAUGAGUCUGAUAGUGGGACGAGAAAAAGGACUUCAAAACCAUUCACUGGUUCAUUGGGGGCAGUUGAGCGGGUGAGGAGAGGUCUGAAUUUUGAUGAGGCAGAGGAUAAAGAGGAAAGCGUGUCUAGCAAUGAGAACAACCAUGUUGGUAAUAAAAAAUCAUUAAAAAUGGACCGACAAAGUGAUUCUAAGGAGAUUUUAGCAUUGAAGGAAGCCAUUGCCAAACUGGAAGCCGAGAAAGAAGCCGGCUUUGUUCAGUAUCAACAAACUUUGGAUAAACUUUCACAGCUUGAUACUGAAAUCUCCAAAACCAGGGAGGAUUUCAAUAUGCUUCAAGAUCAUGCAAAUAAAGCUGAUAUUGAAGUUGCUACGCUAAGUGAAGCCCUGGCAACAUCAGAAGCUGAAAAAGAAUCUAAGCUUCAAGACUACCAAAAAUGCUUGGACAAGAUAUCUGAGCUACAGGCUACUGUAUCCACUACUCAAGAUGAUGCUCAGAAACUUAAUGAAAGAGCUAAUAGUGCUGAAGUUGAAGCACAAUCUUUGAAAAGUGAACUGGAUAAAUUAGCUGUUGAGAAGGAUGCUGCUCUCAAUCAGUACCUGGAAUCGCUGGAGAUCAUAUCAAACCUGGAGAAUAAAUUACGAUUUGCUGAAGAAAAUUCUUCAGGGUUUAAAGAGAGAGCUGAAAAGGCAGAAAGUGAAGUUGAAAGUCUUAGACAAGCGAUCUCCAAUUUGACUGAGGAAAAGGAAAGUGCAGCUCUGCAGUACCAGCAGUGCUUGGAGACAAUUUCUAGUCUGGAACAGAAACUCACAUUGGCCAACGAGGAGGCGAAGCGCCUCAAUGGGGAGAUAGAAAAUGGAGUGUCCAAGUUAAAAGGUGCCGAGGAACAAUGUCUAAUGUUGGAAAGAUCGAAUCAGUCUCUUCAUUCUGAGUUAGAAUCUUUGAUGUUGAAGAUGGGAACUCAAUCUCAAGAGCUUACUGAGAAGCAGAAGGAACUGGGAAGACUUUGGGCUGCCGUACAAGAAGAACGAUUGCGCUUUGUGGAUGCUGAAACUGCUUUUCAGACUUUACAGCAUUUGCAUGCACAAACUCAGGAGGAGCUCCGAGCUAUGGCUUCUGAGCUGCAGAAUAGGGCUCAACUUUUGAAGGUUGCUGAAUCCCAAAAUCAGAGUUUGCAAGAUGAAGUUCUAAAGGUUAAGCAGGAGAACAAGCAUCUUGAUGAGCUGAAUUCAUCUUCUGCAUUAUCAAUACAGGAUAUGCGGAAUGAGAUUUCUAGCUUAACGGCAUCAACAGAAAAACUUGAGGAGGAGGUUGAGCUACGACUUGACCAAAGAAACGCACUACAGCAAGAGAUUUAUUGCCUGAAAGAGGAACUAAAUGAUCUGAACAAGAAGCACCUUUCAAUUUUGGACCAGGUACAUGAAGUAGGCUUGAAUCCAGAAUUCUUGGGAUCAUCGGUGAAGGAAUUGCAGAAUGAGAAUUCCAAUCUGAAAGAAGCUUGCCAGAGGGAAAGUACAGAUAAAGCAGCUCUCCUGCUGAAAUUGGAAAUCCUGGAACAGCUUCUCGAGAAAAACUCGCUCUUGGAGACCUCCCUUUCUGAUUUGAAUGCUGAACUAGAUGCUGUUAGAGGGAAGAUAGAAGAACUAGAACAAUCUUGCCAAUCUCUUAUGCAAGAGAAAUCUACUCUUCUCGAUGAGAAGGCAUCUCUAACGACACAAUUGCAGGAAACAAACAAGAAUCUAGAAAAACUCUCAGAGAACAACACAGUUCUACAAAUCUCUCUAUCUGAUGCACACCAUCAGGUUGAAGCUUUAAAGGCUAAAUCAAAAAUCUUGGAAGAUUCAUGCCAGUUGCUUGUAAAUGAGAAGGCUGAUUUGAUAAGUGAAAAUGACGGUUUAACUUGUCAGCUGGAACAGACACAGAGAAGACUGGUAGAUCUUGAGAAACUUCAUGAAGAACUUGAAGGAAGAUGUGAGCAUCUGGAGAAUGAGAAAGAAUCAACUCUUCGCAAAGUCGAAGAGCUGCAAGUGUCAUUGGAGGUAGAGAAGCAAGAACAUGCAAACAAUAUUGAGAUGAACAAAGCUCGACUCACUGAGAUUCAAUCUGAGAUGCAAGUUCUGAAAGAAGAACACAAACGAAGAAAGACAGAACUCGAUCAUGUGCUUGAUAGUGCUAUAGCUAGUGAAAUUGAGAUAUUUGUCUUGCGCAUGACUGCCCAGGUGAUGAAAGAAAACAAUUGCUCCUUGCUUACAAAGAAUCACAAACUCUUUGAGCAGUCUAGUUUAUCAGAAAAGGAGAUCUCACGGCUAGAGCAUGAUAAUUUCAGGCAGCAGUCUGAAAUCAGAUCGUUGUCAGAUCAUGUUAGUACUCUCAGGUCAGGGACCCGUCAGUUAUUGAAGGUUCUCAGCAUUGCUGAGGAUUGUGUGUCUGCGGAUAAUGUGGAACUAGACCAGGUUUACGUCAACCAGCUAUUAAGUACACUCCAACAUUUGAAGAAAUCACUCAGCGACUCUGAUGAAGAAAAUCUGGAGUGGUCUGUUGCAUUCUCAGUCCUUGUCACAUGGAUUAAGCAAUUGGGAUUACAUUCGAAGAAUGUCGAGGUGGAAAAGGACAAACUAGAGCAUGUGCUCAAGAUGAAGACUGAGCAGGUGUUACAGUUGCAGAGCGAUUCUUCUACACUCCAUGAGAUGAAUGAAGAAUUAAAGUCAAAAUUUAGGGAGGAAGACCGCAAUAAGGAAGCACUGAUGAUCCAGAUUGAGAAUUUGAACUCAAAGCUAACAGACAUGCAAGAUAAUUGCCAGGACUUGCAAAGAGAGAAACUACAGAGUUCUGAGGAGAAAAGAUCCUUAAUGGAUAGAAUUGUGCACUCGGAGGAAAAACAUAAUGUCCUGGAAGAGGAAAAUUAUGUCUUAUGUGAUAAAGUGUUAGCUCUUGAGAACCUAUCCUUGAUUUUCCAAAGCUUUGCUGAUGAGAAACUUAGGGUGCUAAGAGAUCUUGGUGAUGAUCGGAAUAAACUUCAUGUAAUGAACACUGCUCUUAUUGGAAAGUUGAGCAUGGCUGAGGGGAGACUUGAAGAAUCGAAACUCGAGAAUCUUCAUCUCAAGGAGAGGCUGCAGAAGACAGAUGAUGAAUUCAAGGCUGUAGCAACAGUCAAAGAUCAGUUGAGUGUUGAGAUUGAAAAUGGAAAGGAAGUUUUGCAUCAGAUGGCACAAGAACUCCAGGAAGCAGGAGAGAAGAUAAGUCUAGCAGAGAAAAAGAAAUUAGAGUUAAGUAAAAGUGUUGAAGAUCUCAGAACGGAAUACAAUGAGGUUAAAAUGGCUCGAGAUGACCAAGAGAAUCAGAUUCUCAAGCUGUCCACAGAUAGUGACCAAUUGAGCAAGGAGAAUGAUUUCUUGCGUGAAGCAACUCAGAAACUGGAAUCUGAUCUGCAGGUAUUGCAAGAUGAUCAUAGUAAGAGUAAACUCCGAGAAGAGAAUUUGCUUUUGGAUCUGGACAAUAAAAUCAAUGAGAUCAAUGAGUUGGAGGCUCAAGCUGCUUCACUCUUUGGUCAAUUUCAACAUUCCAUGAUCAGUCAAGUUCUCUAUGAGCAGAAGUUUUAUGAACUCCAUGAUGCAUGCCUUGGCUAUAUUGAUCAAAAUAAAGGCCUCCAAAAUCAACUGGAUGCAUUUGGGCCGGAGAUUGUAUCAUUGAAGGAAUGUAUUUUAUCCCUGGAGGACCAAACUGAUAUACACAUCAAGUUUCAAAAUCCUGAAAACGAGGAUUUGCAGGGUGCUCAAGGUAGCGGCAUUUCACCCAAAAGCAUUAAAAAUGAAGACAAGAAAGUGUCGAAGCCGGUUUCUGACUUGCGUGAUCUCCGGGUCAGGCUUCAAGCGGUUGUGAAGGCAGCAGUCGAGAUAAAGGAGCUAAUGGCUCAGGAGAACAUUGAUCUGCAUUCCAAGCUGGAUCAAUCAAUGAGGCAAAUCGAGUUGCUACAAUCUGAAAGCGGGAAGCACCGAAGAAGCAGGAGGCCCACAUCCGAAAUCACUGUGGAAGAUAGUGCACUUUUGACAAAAGAUAUUGUUCUUGAUCAGGUCUCCGAUGGUUCAUACCGCUACAGCAAGAAAGAAGCUGCUGACGUGGACAAUCAAAUUGUCGAGUUAUGGGAAGCUGCAGAACCAGAUGGCACCGUGGGUCUCACAAUUGGCAAGUCGAGCAAAACCAUUCCUCCUUCCACCACAACCUCUGAUUUUCAUCGUUCUAAAUCGACGAGGAAACAGAAAGGCGGUUUCGGGGCCUCGUCCGAUGCACUCGAUGAGGACUUGAGUGUGGACAAGUUAGAGAUCUCCAAAAGAUCUACUGAUUCCUUCCAAGAAGGAAACAAGAGGAAGGUCUUGGAGAGGCUCGAUUCCGAUGUUCAGAAACUGGCGAAUCUCCAGAUCACGGUCCAGGACUUGAAGAGGAAACUCGAGGUCACAGAGAAGGGAAAGCGGGGCAAAGCUGUGAUUGAAUGUGAGACGUUGAAGAGACAGCUUGACGAAGCUGAAAUGUCCGUGAUGAAGCUGUUUGAUCUGAACGGCAGGUUGAUGAAGAGUAUCGAUGACAGGUCAUUCCCAGACUCAAAGUCCUCGUUCGACUUUGAAGGCGAGGAAGGUGCCCGGAGGAGGAGAGUAUCAGAGCAAGCACGACGAAUGUCUGAGAAAAUCGGAAGGAUACAGUUGGAAGUACAGAAGCUGCAGUUCGUUCUGCUGAAACUAGACGACGAGAAGGACAGAGUGUCGAAGAUGUCGGAAACGAAACGGAGAAUCUUGUUGAGGGAUUAUCUCUACGGAGCGGGAAGAGGGGGCCAGAGGCGUAAGAAGGGGCAUUUUUGUGCCUGCGUUCAGCCUUCAACAGUUGAAGAUUGAGAGAUUGUUGGAUCGCCUAAUAAUUGGAAUUUUCAAAACACUAUGCCUAUAAGCCUAAUGCAGUUAUUCCUUUUUUCUAUUAGAGUUUUGUGUCCAUAUAUUAAGCAUUGUACAUUUGGUACCAAACUAAGGAUAGCUGUACUUAUGUUUAGUUCUUUAGAGCAUAAAUUUCUAGUAUUUUGUUUCAUAAUAGUAGCUUUGUUGUAUAAUAUCAUAUCAGCGCGUACGCAUGCAUUGAUGAAUAAAUUUGAGUUUUAAACAUUAUAAA
Molecule: messenger RNA, 6180 nt
Organism: Salvia miltiorrhiza (redroot sage)
Lineage: Eukaryota; Viridiplantae; Streptophyta; Magnoliopsida; Lamiales; Lamiaceae
Product: protein NETWORKED 1D
Exons: 7
Coding region: 633-5912 (1759 amino acids)
Cellular component (GO): plasma membrane
Molecular function (GO): actin filament binding
Source: RefSeq, a predicted model, not a curated record